CUUCCAUCAUGAAAUAGCACCUCACUCUCUCCCUCACUCCGCAACCGCCGCCCCCUCCACUCCCGGACGUCGCGCCGCCGGGCAAUGGACAUUGACGACAUCCUCCGCCAGGUCGACCCCGCGUCCGACGGGAUCCCGCAGGGGACGCGCGACCUGCAGGCCCUGACGCGUCGCUGGGUCGCCGAGCGCUCGGCGCCCGAGCUCCUUCAAUGGCCCUCUGACGGCCUGUUCGAGCGCGUCUCGCAGCGCAUAAAGGACCAGAUUGAGCGGGUCGAGGACAUGACGGGCGACAUGGACCCCAAGACCAACUUUGCCCUCAUCGUCAUCCAGACAGAGCUCGAGCGCUACAAGUUUCUCAUGCGGAGCUACCUACGUGUCCGCAUGUCCAAGAUCGACAAGCACACGCUCCACUACCUCUCGUCGCAAGCCCUACGCGAGCGCCUCUCCGCCACGGAGCUCGCCUACGCGACGCGCCACCAGGCCCUGCUGCACAACCACUACCUGUCCUCCUUCCUCUCCUCCUUCCCGCCGCAGCUGCAGAACCUCAACGACACGGCCGGCAACGUCAGCAUGGUUGAUGGGCCCGACCUCGACGCCGCCGUCUUCAUCCGCCUGCUCCGCGCCCGCGACGUCCACGGCCGCGGCACCGACGUCGACAACACCCUGCCCGCCGAGCCCGGCGACGUGCUCAUCCUCCGGUGGUCCAGCGCGCGGGAUCUGGUCGAUGCGGGGGACGCCGAGCUGGUGUGAGCCAGCCCGCGGCCGGGAGGGGCUCACCCGAGCGAGGCGCGUGGGUAAUGGCUUUCUGAGCCGGGUUCAAAUGGGGCUCGAUCCGGAGACGGGCAUUGCGUCGACGAUGAUUAUCAUCAUGUGAGGGGAGUGCUUCAUACGUGGGCAGGGUCAUUGGAAACGGAGCAUCACGCAUGCCUGUGCAUGGGCUUCAAGGGGCAGCAGCAUGACGAUUCACGGCGUUAUCAACGGCGCAUGGACAAAACGGCUUGCAAAGCGUUGAAGACAUCGAUCACGACUACAAGCGCUUGACCUGCGUGGUGCGGCCUGGGGUUGCGCCUAGUGCCGCCUGGCAGGUCAAAAUGGCUCCAUAUAGAACGGCAUCAACGCUACGAUGAGUCUUCAUCGCAACAAAAAGAUGCAACAUGACUUCCAAUAGAGAUUUGAUUUUACCGG
Molecule: messenger RNA, 1185 nt
Organism: Purpureocillium takamizusanense
Lineage: Eukaryota; Fungi; Ascomycota; Sordariomycetes; Hypocreales; Ophiocordycipitaceae
Gene: SLD5
Product: GINS complex subunit
Exons: 3
Coding region: 85-750 (221 amino acids)
Biological process (GO): DNA-templated DNA replication; double-strand break repair via break-induced replication
Cellular component (GO): GINS complex
Source: RefSeq, a predicted model, not a curated record